This is a messenger RNA of Cuscuta campestris, 1722 nucleotides long. NCBI's taxonomy places the organism in Eukaryota, Viridiplantae, Streptophyta, Magnoliopsida, Solanales, Convolvulaceae. The record is from the annotation of a GenBank genome assembly.
ACUUCUACCCCUCCGCUAUCUUCACACGCUUAAACUCAAAUCAGAAAAAAUUAGGGUUUUAGUUCUUCGUUUAGGUCUGAACAUAUGUCCGGGUUCAACCGCUCUUCCUGCGCUCCCUCCAAGAAUGGUCUCCCUCCUCAAGAAUUAAUUGAUGAUCUUUGCAGUCGUUUUGUUCUGAAUGUUCCAAAAGAAGAUCAACAGUCAUUUGAGAGGAUUCUGUUUCUUGUGGAGUACGCACAUUGGUUUUACGAGGACAAUUCUGUUGAGAAUAACCCAUCAUUGAAAUCUUUCACGCUUAAGGAAUUCACUUCUCUUUUAUUUAACAGCUGUGACGUUCUAAAACCAUAUGUUGCACAUAUAGAUGAUAUUUUCAAGGACUUCACCUCAUACAAAGUUCGAGUUCCCGUUACAGGAGCCAUAAUCCUGGAUGAGACUUUUGAACGGUGCUUACUAGUGAAGGGUUGGAAGGGAUCGAGCUGGAGUUUCCCUCGCGGAAAAAAGAACAAGGAUGAGGAAGAUCAUGCAUGUGCUAUUAGAGAGGUCUUGGAGGAAACAGGAUUUGAUGUAUCAAAACUCCUUAACAAGGAAGAGUUCAUUGAAAUGUUAUUCGGGCAGCAAAGGGUGCGACUUUACAUAAUUGCUGGAGUGAAAGAUGAUACAGCAUUUGCUCCCCUCACCAAAAAGGAGAUUAGUGAAAUUGCAUGGCAGCGACUAGAUGAAUUCCAACCAGGAAAUAGUGAUGUCAUAUCUCGCAGUUACAAUGGCUUCAAACUUUACAUGGUUGCUCCAUUUCUAACGUCUUUAAGAGCAUGGAUUUCUGCACACAAGCCUCCGGUAAAAUCUAGACCUGAUAGACCUUUGAAAGGUUCUCUCUUCUCCCUGCAACUUUUCCGUGUGAUUCAAGCAUGACUAGAAAUGUUCAUUUAAGCCCUUUUUAGUAGGUAGAAUGUGUUACUCCCUGGGUCUCAAUUUAUCUUGCAUUUCCCCCUUUUUGGUCUGUCCCUAUUCAAUGUGCAUGUUUACAUUUAAGGUAAACAAUAUGUGGUUCAUAUUGUUUCUCUCUUCUUUGCACAAAUUCAAGCAGUUCUUACAAUUAAAGUUGUCCGGUCAAACUGGGCACAUAACUUUGGGACGCAGGGAGUAAUUACUAUUACUAAAGUACCCUUGAGCAAGAAGGUAUCCCCCCCAAAAAAACCUGGGAUAUGUGAAGUGCCUAGAAAGUGAUAUUGAUUUCUUAUAGGAAACAUUGUGUGGAAGGCAAAGAAUAGCUCUACAGGAAGCUCAGGGGUAGCAGAGAGUCAAGCAGUAAAACCAACAAAAACCGAUGUAAAAGUCUUAGACGCGGGCCCCGGCAGAAGCUUUAGAAACUUUCGGCUCAAUGCUGCCCCUAUUAUAAAGGCAGUUGACGCCGCCUUCUGUCCAUUAUAAACAAGAUUCCUAGAGGUCAUGCAUUUGAAGAAGCCGGGUGAGUGAAAAGUCUGCACAUUGUAAAACAUGACUUGCUCAUGUAGCUUGGUUUCCUUUAGCUAGAUGUAUAUCUUCUAAUCUGACACCACUUUGCGUUGGUUCGUAAAUUUUGUGCGACUACAAUGGCUGUAUUCGGAUUCCUGUCUUCGGGUCGAUAUGUAAGCACAUUUCGUGUAGUGGCCUUGCAAUGAACAGAUAACAUGCAUUUGGGCAUACCAUACUAACUACUAAGGGUGCAAGCCAACCUGUAAGGGU